Molecule: messenger RNA, 3741 nt
Organism: Pygocentrus nattereri (red-bellied piranha)
Lineage: Eukaryota; Metazoa; Chordata; Actinopteri; Characiformes; Serrasalmidae
Gene: mid1
Product: midline 1
Exons: 11
Coding region: 411-2447 (678 amino acids)
Molecular function (GO): zinc ion binding; protein binding
Source: RefSeq, a predicted model, not a curated record
ACUGACAGGAGAGGCGAGUUUGGCCUCAACACUGACUGGAAAAACAGCCCGAAGGCUUAAACCGCUGAAACUCGGAUAAACAAACAAGACACCAGGAGAACCAGGAGAACCUUCAUGACUUUUCCCAGCAGGAGUUUAGCUGGUCCAGGACAGUGGAACGCACCAUGCUGCAGCGAUAGCAGAGACUCCGGAUUAGGCGACAUGGAGAACUGCACCAUCUGGAUCGCCUGCCAGCGCACAGACGCUUUUCUGUAAAAAAACAGAAAGAAAGAAAAAGAAAAAGCAGACUUUGGUGAAUUGGGUCAGAGGCUCCUGCUGGCUGAAAUGGCUGUGAGGCUCAAAGCGAGGCGAAAUCCGUCGAACCAUCUCUGGGUUUCGCUGACGUCACCGUCGCUUGCCCAUGUCUGAAGAUGGACACACUGGAGUCGGAGCUGACCUGCCCAAUUUGUCUGGAGCUGUUUGAAGACCCUCUGCUGCUGCCCUGCGCCCACAGCCUGUGUUUUAACUGCGCCCAGCGCAUCCUGAUCACUCACUGCGCCUCAUCGCCGGAGCCCUCGCAUCCCGCCUCCACCUUCCAGUGCCCGACCUGCCGCUAUGUCAUCACCCUCAGCCAGCGCGGCUUAGAGGGGCUCAAACGUAACGUGACCCUGCAGAACAUCAUCGACCGCUUCCAGAAGGCCUCCCUGAGUGGGCCAAACUCCCCGAGCGAAACCCGCCGCUGCAACCAGGACCGAGACCGUGAAAGUUUGCUGUUUGGUGUAAGCAACACUCCGACCAUGAGCACGAGCGAGGCUGUCCAGUGUCAGUUCUGCGAUCAGGAUCCUCCUCAGGAUGCUGUCAAAACCUGCAUCACCUGCGAGGUGUCGUACUGCGAGGAGUGCCUGCGGGCCACGCACCCCAACAAGAAACCCUUCACGGGUCACCGGCUGACCGAGCCGCUGCCGGACUCGCGGCUGCGGGGCCUGGCCUGCCCUGAGCACGCCGACGAAAAGGUCAACAUGUACUGCAUGACGGACGAACUGCUGAUCUGCUCUCUGUGCAAGCUGGUGGGCCGACACCGUGACCACCAGGUGGCUGCCCUUGGAGAGAGAUUCGAGAAACUUAAGCAUGGACUGGAAUCGAACCUCAGCAGCCUGAUCAAGCGGAAUAACGAGCUGGAGGGUCUGAUGGGGAAACUGAUCCAAACCUGCCAGCAUGUAGAGAUGAACGCGUCUCGGCAGGAAAGCAAGCUGUUAGAAGAGUGUGACACGCUGAUCGACAUCAUUCAGCAGCGCAGGCAAAUCAUCGGGACAAAAAUAAAAGAGGGCAAGGUGGUGCGGAUCCGUAAGCUGGCGCAGCAGAUAUCCAGCUGUAAGCAGUGCAUCGAGAGAUCGUCCUCCCUCAUCAGCCAGGCCGACCAGGCUCUUAAAGAAACGGACCACGCCCGCUUCCUCCAGACCGCCCGCGGCAUCUCGGAGAGAGUUUCAAUGGCAACGGCGUCCUCACAGAUCCUGAUCCCAGAGAUCAACCUGAACGACACGUUCGACACCUUCGCGCUGGACUUCAGCCGAGAGAAGAAGAUGCUGGAGGGCCUGGAUUACCUGACCGCUCCGAACCCACCGGCGAUCCGCGAGGAGCUCUGCACGGCGUCCCACGACACCAUCUCGGUCCACUGGACGGCGGAGGACGAGUUCAGCGUGGUCUCCUACGAACUCCAGUACACCAUCUUCACCGGGCAGACCAACGUCGUCAGUUUGUGUAACUCGGCCGACAGCUGGAUGCUGGUGCCCAACAUCAAACAGAACCACUACACGGUGCACGGCCUGCAGAGCGGAACCAAAUACAUCUUCGUGGUGAAGGCCAUGAACCACGCUGGCAGCCGCAGCAGCGAACCGGCCAAGCUGAAGACCAACAGUCAGCCGUUUAAGCUGGACCCAAAGUCGGCUCACAAGAAGCUGAAGGUCUCCCACGACAGCCUGACCGUGGAGAGGGACGAGACGUCCUCGAAGAAGAGCCACUCUCAGGACCGCUUCAGCAGCACGGGAAACUAUGGCGUCACCGGGAACGUCUACAUUGACAGCGGACGCCACUACUGGGAGACUCUGAUCGGAGGCAGCUCGUGGUUCGCCAUCGGCAUCGCCUACAAGUCGGCGCCCAAGCACGAGUGGAUCGGGAAGAACUCGUCCUCGUGGGUGCUGUGCCGCUGCAACAACUCGUGGGCGGUGCGGCACAGCGGGAAGGAGCUGCCCGUGGAUCCUUCGCCCCACAUGCGGCGCAUCGGUGUCCUGCUGGACUACGACAUGGGCUCGCUGGCGUUUUACGACGCGGCGGGAACGCAGCACCUCCACACCUUCGACAUCGCCUUCUCCCAGCCCGUCUGCCCCGUGUUCAACGUCUGGAACAAGUGUUUGACCGUCCUCACGGGUCUGCCCAUACCGGACCACUUGGAGAUGAACGAUCGGGCCUAGGGGGCGCCAGUUAGCCUUGGACUCGCAUCGCAGCCGCUGACUUUUCUUGAGAGACGUAUUUAAGGUCAAUUCUGACCAGUGGUGUCGUCCUUUUCUUUGCACAUUAGCUCACUUUAUUCGGCCCUACGUUCCAGGAGACGAGGUGUGCAGAUAGUCCAGCAGCUACUCGACCAUCAGCAGCGUUUAGUUGGUUGUGAGACUGGUUGGGUUCUCCAAGGCCAGAGUUCCACUCGGCACACUACUGGAAACAAAUCGCUGCGGAUGAAUAAACACGAUUCACAGUGUUUAUUUCCACACGGUCAACAUGCUUCAGUUACUUUGCACUAGUUUCUGUUUUCCUUUAUAGACAGUAAAUCUGGGGCCGGAUUCAUGAAAGUGUCCUAAGAAAGAAAAUCUUCAUUUAAAAAAAAAUGAACAAAAUGUUCUAAUAACUUUUUAAGAAUGGUCUUAUUUUCUUUUCUUGACUAUGUUCUUAAGAAUAGUUCUAGGAGUGAGUACUGUUCUUAAAUGUUUCCGUAACUUUCUGAUCGACUGACGCUCGUCUCGGAUGUGAGAGUUGACGAGGUCCACGUCUGAUUUAGGAAUUUCUCCGCCCGUCCUCGCCUCUCGCUUUCCGCCAUCGCCCCACAGUUAUUGCAUUUUCUAAGGAGGAUUUUUUCCUGUUGGCUCUUUCUUCCACCGUUACCUCGAGUUCUUGUUUGCUGAAAUUGUUUAAAUGCUUGGUUUGGUGUUUUGCCCCAUUUAGCUCCUCUGAGUCAAUUAAUCUGAAUAACAGAAAUUACCGUUAAUACAAAUUCAGAACGUAUCUUGCGUCAUUUAUGGUACAUGGUAAAAUGCAACGUGGCCAAUGUAAGAAAACAAUGAGGAUUCUCUUAAAAAAAUCAAGUGCAUUUCCAAAAAAGGUGGGACGCUGUGCAAAAUGUAAAUAAAACCAAAAUGCAAUGAUAUGCAAUUCAUUUAAACCUAUAUUUCAAUGAAAAUAGUACAAAGACAACAAAUCAAGUGUUGAAACUGAGAAACUUUAUUGUUUUUUUGAAAAAUGUUUUGAGUUUGAUGCCAACGACAACAGGGAGGAAAAGGCUGGUAAAGUUGUGUGAUGCUAAAAAACACCUGUCUUUCAGAAGUGAAGAUGAGGAGGGGUCACCGCUCUGUGAACGACGGCAGCAGUUCAAAAUAUAACGUUUCUCAACAUGAAAUAUCAGAAUCAGAUUCCUUUAUUGAUCCCAGGGGGAAAUUGCAGUUGUUACAGUUGCAGCCAUUUAUGUAAAAGAAUAAACACUUUAAUAAUUUAAAA